Messenger RNA from Clunio marinus, 297 nucleotides. The record is from the annotation of a GenBank genome assembly. NCBI's taxonomy places the organism in Eukaryota, Metazoa, Arthropoda, Insecta, Diptera, Chironomidae.
AUGCUUUUUGUUUUGAGGCCUCCAACAUGCAAAAUUAUUGAGAUUCCAGCUCAAAAAGAAAAUAUUCAAUCAAUAUUCAUACAAGCUGUAGCUUCAGAUUUUAUCGCACAUCAACAAAUAAGAACAGAAACUCAAAUGUGGGUCAAAUUGACAAAGGAGAGUGAGAUGGAAGAAAUAAAUGUCGCUUUAAUUAUUCACAAAUGGAACAAUGUUGAAGUUGAAUUAAAUGCUAAGCUUAUACAAAGAUGCAUUAACAUAAGUAAGCAGUGUGAUGAGAAGAAGUCUUGUGUAACUUAA